Melanotaenia boesemani (Boeseman's rainbowfish) is the source of this 5447-nucleotide messenger RNA. It is a transcript of the gene rasa2, whose product is annotated as RAS p21 protein activator 2. The record is from RefSeq and is a predicted model, not a curated record. Lineage: Eukaryota; Metazoa; Chordata; Actinopteri; Atheriniformes; Melanotaeniidae. The transcript is spliced from 24 exons. Gene Ontology annotation, biological process: regulation of GTPase activity; intracellular signal transduction. The coding region runs from base 62 to 2527 and encodes 821 amino acids.
AAACGGAUAUGAUAAACCAGCGCUGAAUGCAUCGGAGCAGCAACAACAGUCAGCUCUGACCAUGGCGGAAGAGGACAACGCUAGUAUUCGGAUUUUACAAAGUCUGCGGAGUAAAAUAUGUGAAGCUAAGAAUCUGGGUCCAGUUUCGGGUCCAAAUCGGCAAAGGGAUCUUUGUACAUUUUGUACCAUAAGUCUGGAUCAGGAGGAAGUUUUCCGCACCAAGAUGUCUGACAAAAGUGUCAGCCCUUUUUAUGGAGAAGACUUCUACUUUGAGAUCCCGCGCCCAUUUCAGUGUUUAUCCUUCUAUGUUUAUGCCAAGGGCGUUUUCCAAAGGGACCUACCUGUUGGCAAGGUGUCAAUCCGGAAAGAUGAUCUUUGUAAAUACAGUGGAAAGGAGCACUGGUUUAGCCUUCAGCCAGUUGAUCCUAACUCAGAAGUUCAGGGUAAGGUUCAUUUGGAGAUGCGGUUGAGUGAAAUGAUCACAGAGAAUGGCUCUUCGGUUCAACGGUUACUAGUCCGAAUAAUGGAGUGCAAGGAACUGCCGACGAUUAAUGGCCAGAAUUGUGACUCCUAUGCUACUGUGUCUCUCAACGGACCAGCCAGGUCAGACCAAAAGAAAACUAAGAUAAAGAAGAAAACCAGCAACCCGUCUUUUGAAGAAACCUUCUCCUUUGAGAUCACACGGUCCAGCAGCUAUUCAAAAAAGUCUCAUUUCCAAGUGGAGGAGGAGGACAUUGAAAAGCUUGAGAUCAAAGUGGAGCUGUGGAACAACGAGAACCUGGCUCAAGAUGUGUUUCUGGGGGAAACUCGAGUCCCUGUUAAGAUCUUGCGAAAUGACCACAUCCACAAAGCCUGGUAUCUCCUCCAGCCUAAAGGGAACGGCAGCAAGUCCAAGUCUGAUGAUUUGGGAUCCUUGCGUUUGAAGCUGACCUACAUUGAAGACACGGUGCUGCCCUCUGCCUGCUACACACCACUCCGCAACCUGCUGCUCAAAUCCCCAGAUGUGAAGCCCAUCUCGGCAUCAGCAGCACACAUCUUAGGGGACAUCUGCAGAGAGCGAUAUGAGGCUGUGCUGCCCAUGGUUCGUCUGCUGCUCUACCACAAUCGCUUCGUGCCUUUUGUCUCUGCUGUGGCUGUGCUGGAGCUGGAAAACACUCAGGAGGCUAACACUAUAUUUCGUGGCAACUCACUAGCAACACGCUGCAUUGAUGACAUGAUGAAGAUUGUGGGAAAGAGUUACUUAGCUGUUACCCUGAAGCCUGUAAUAGAUGAGAUUUGCGAAUCCAGCAAAACAUGUGAGAUAGACCCUGUUAAACUAAAGGAAGGCGACAAUGUGGAGGUAAACAAGGAAAACCUUCAGGUUUAUGUACAGAAAGUUUUCUCCUCCAUCACCCAGUCCAGUUCUAGCUGUCCCCCACUCAUGUGUGAUGUCUUCAGGUCUCUGAGACACUUGGCCUGCAAACGCUUCCCAGGUGACCCUCAUGUUCAGUACUCAGCUGUGAGCAGUUUUGUGUUCCUGCGUUUUUUUGCCGUGGCCGUUUUGUCUCCACACUCUUUCCAGCUCCGUUCUCAUCACCCUGAUCCUGAGAUUUCCCGCACGCUCACACUUAUUUCAAAAACUAUCCAGACUUUGGGCAGCUGGGGUAGUUUAUCAAAGAAACUGUCCAGUUUCAAAGAAACCUACAUGUAUGACUUCUUCAAAUCAUUCCAAGAGGACAAGUGCAUUGAAAAAGUUAAAAAGUUUCUUGAUGAAAUUUCCUCCAAUGUCAGCAAAGAGUCCAGUGGACUGGAGGACGCGGUGGUUCUCAAGGAGGGGGAAGUACAGAAACGUACUCAGAGAAAACCUCUCGUCAAGAAAACCUUUCAAAAGAGGUGGCUCCGAGUGACCAACAGGGAGCUCUCCUACCACAAACAUAAAGGAAAAGAGGCCCUCUGCACCAUCAACGUCAAAAAUAUUAAGGCAGUGGAAAAAUUGGAUGAAAGUGCCUUUAACCGCAAAAAUAUGUUUCAAGUGGUCCACUCGGAGAAGCCUCUGUACGUUCAGGCGGGGAACUGCGUGGAAGCCAGCGAGUGGUUGGAGAUCCUGGGCCAGGUCAGUCGCUGCAACGAGGGACGACUGGCCACUUUCCAUCCAUCAAAUUACACCAGUGGAGCCUGGCAGUGCUGCAAAAGCCAGAGUAGCAGCGCUCCAGGCUGCAAGCCGUGUACAGCCACCAUGCUGGAUAACCUCCAGCUAGACAUAGACUGUGACCGGGAAACGGAGAGAAUUUUCUCCCUUCUCUCCUCAAACAGUACCAAGCUCCAGAACAUGGAAGAUGCAUGUGCCAGUAUGGCUGUGUACCAGGGUCCUCAGCGGGAGCAGGAGGAAUACUCAAAGUUCACCAUUCAGGAACCCAAAGAGACCUUUCAGACACUCAAACAGCUUCGAAACAUCAUGGAGGAGCUGCAGAGGCAGCACAACAUCAGGAACGACACCACAGCACAGUACGGCAGCCUUGACAACCCCAUAGUUGGGAAAACAUCUUAACCUGGGCAAGCAGGUGUGGCCUGAAACAGCCAUACCAGGAAGUGUCAUUUCACCACAGAGAACCCGAGUGGUCCUAGAGGACCCUCUGCAGCUGUCCAGCAAAGCAAAGGCCACUGUGUGACCAGGAGAAUGAUAUACACCAUGACCUCCAGACAUAGUUAGUCCACUAUGAACGAACUCGUUUUGUUUUAGCAAUAUGUUGCCUCAUUUAUCGCUCUUGGACUGUGAGUCCCUUUUAAAGAGACUCCUUCUGUGUCUUAAUUUAUGUCCCCCUUUUUGUAUCUACAGCUGUGUGACAGAGGCAUCCUUUGAGUGUGUGAAUAGGCUGCUAUUUUUUUUUUUUUUUUUUUAAUUCACUCAGUUUUGUAUCAGUUGUGAUGAUUCCCCCUCUGUUCUAACACUGUCCCCAGAGGUCAUUAACAAUCAUCAUUCUGGAGGAUCGUCCUCUUUCUGUGUCCCUGAAACCUUUCUCCACUCUUGUAGUGUCCUUCUUCUUUUGAACAAAUGAGCGUGCAUGUGUGUUUGUGUAUGUGUGUGUGCAUAUAAAUAGAAAUAUAUAUGGUCAUUAAUGUAGAUGAAACCAAUCUGCCUUACGUUGAUGGAUGUUUCUUUAACAUUUAAUGCUGAGGAAAUAAUGCAGACGCACUUUAAAUAUUUGGAGCUUUCCAAAUGGAAAUGAUUAGAUACUUGGUAUCAGAUUUCCUCAUUUUGAUCAGUUACAUGAUCUCAAAUACUUUUUUUUUUCUUUUUUUCAUUCAUUCCUGUACAAUAACAUUUAUAGCUUGUAGAUUUUAAAAUAUUUUUCUUGACCAAAGGAAAUCUCUUGGACAUAUGUGUAUAUGUAUUUUGAAUACAAAUGGUUUAAAAUUUAGACAAAUUAAAUAUAUAUAUAUAUGUUCAGUUUGUGUGUACGGUUUUGCUAACAUAUCUUUUACCUUUUAUUGACUUACGGCAAGCAGUUUGCAUGCAUUCAGUUUUGAAACCUGAUCGCACGACUGUGGUGAAGUCGUAUUUUCUUGUGAUUGUGAAUCGUAUUGGUAUGAUGUUCAUCAGAUCUGUGUUAUCUUCAAACAUAACUACAGUGGUCUGUAACAGUCAUCAUGGAGGACUUGCAGUGAAGAAUUAAUCUGAAUGACAAAUCAUCCCUGUCACCACUAAGUCAGCCAGACAAUCACAGCACCUGUUAAGUGCUCCUGGUUGUGCUUUCAUCUUUCACACCAGCAGCACUCUCCAGCUCGUUAGUUUGUUUGUUUUGCAGCUUUAGCUCUUAAUUUGCUCUCUGCAGCUCAGAUUUUAGAGAUAGAACUGGACUUCAUAGGUUUUAAGAAAAAUUAUUUGUAAUCAAAUUAUUGGAGAGCCGUUUGUGGUGACCUGUCAGUUUUGUCCUGAGUGCUUCAGAUGGUUUUCUGCUUGUACUGUUCUAUUCAAAAGCAACCAAAUCCUCAAAUUUGAUGCUGUAACCAGCAAAUUUCUCAAAUUUUAAGUAUUUUUUCCAUCACUGGACCAGAUGGAUCAAUCAUUUUUCACUAGAGAAAAUUGAACAAUCACUUUGAUUCAGUCUUUCUUUUUUUUCCCCCCUUUUAUGCAUUGAAUUUGAACAAUGAAGGAAAAAAAAAACUUGAAUUUGUGUUAACAUGUUGGGCAUCUGAUGCUGAUUAACAGGGUUAGCCACAUUUUUGUGUGUGCAAAUGAGUUGUUUUGUCUUUGAUCUAUCAUAUAAUUCUAACAUGCAUGUUUUAUUUUCAAGGAACUUUCAACUUUUUCCUGAAAAGAAGAUUUAGAUUGUUUUUUUUUUUUUUUUUUUUUUAAAACACUGAUUUAAAGUGUUGCUAUGCUGGUACCUCCCGUGUGCAUGGUCUGCAAUGCUACUUGAAGGUUGCUUUUGUUUCCAUCACUUUUGUGUUCAGUUGAAAAGUUUUCCCUUGUUGAAUCUUUACAUGUGUUAGCCAAGCGAAUGUGUGGCGUCCCGCUGAGCUGCAGCUGGAACUGCCUGUGUUCACAACACGUGAGGAGUAAACGAAUGACCCGACUAAUCAGAGUUACAACUGUAAAACUAUUUACCACUGGAUAAGAAUUUUCACUUGGUCAAGGCUGGAAAAAGAAAAUAAUCUGGACCAAAUUUUAGCCACAAUAUCUGGGUUUUAACUGAUCACUUGUAUUGGAACUUGUUUAAUUUACACAUUAAGUCCAUUUCCUGCUUUAAUAAGGCCAGUAGAUGAUGGUAAACAGGAGAGUAUUUUAAUUUCCACCCACCUACCCAUGAACUUUGCUUGUUCAACUGUAUUUCAUAAGGGAAUUUUCUUUAUUUGUUUCAUCAUUUUGGCCUAAUGUCCUAAAAUAAUAAAGAUCCUCGUCAGAAUGUGGGUGAGAUUCAUGUAGAAACAUAUGCAGCACUCUGACUAUAAACUCGCAGCACUGUAAUAACGCGCCAGUUUCACAUAAUAACUUUACCAAACUAAAAGGAAAAUGUUUAUAUUCGCUUUGAACUGUCAGUAACCGUCGAGGUGUUGGCCAAAGCACACAUGUGAUGCAAGUUUCUCACCUCUUUGUAUUAUUAUGGAAAUGAGAAAAAGGUUCAUGCAAGCAUAAAAAUUGAUUUCAGAGUGACUUUGUUGAACAGCAAUUUAUCAAGAGAGUUAUAAAAAUGCAUACUUGCAAUGGUGAAACAGGCCAUUUCCUUCAGUUCUGUUAUAAAGCAAAAUGUGAGUGUAAAAGACGGUUUCAAGAUUUUAUUAUUUUAAAAACAAAAAAGCUGCUGUCUGUCCUACAAACGGUGAGUAGCUGUAGGUAGAGAUUAUCUGCACAUCUCCAGCCCAGUCUCAGCUUCACUAUGUUGCUUUGUUUUUUUAUUUUGAUGAAACAUUGUAUUUUGCAUUUAUGGUCCAUGCUGUCUGUUCCGAAUAAACACCUUGCUGAUGCA